UAAUUACACCUUAUAAUCCAAGUGAAAUACGAAGUAUAUAGUAAAAACAUUUGAUGAUGAAGCUAUUGAUUUUGACAAACCCGAGCGAAUCUUUUACUUUUUGUUUUUGAUAAUGGAAAAUAAGAAUAAGAAUCUUAAAUAGUGUAAAGUACUACGAGUAAUAAUUUUCUUUUUGAAAGAGAAAAGCAUCAUGCAAAAUACCAUUUAAAAAAUAAAUAAAAUAAAAUAAAAUUGCAAACCCACACACAAAAAGAAUAAAUUAAAAUUAAAAAAAUCCUCCUCCACAUCCCUCCUCCUCCAGAGUGUAAGCUAACAACAAUCGAAAAACCUUUUUAUUUUCAACCUCUCUUUGUCACUUCAAUACACAAAUCACUCUCUUUUGAUUUCGUAAACUCAACAUAUUUCAUCAAUUUUAUAAACAAUUAUUCAAAUCUCUCUGCUGUAUUCCUUUGGUAGUUAUCAGGAUUCUUGUGUAUGUAAACUAUUGGUUGUAGUAAGAAGAAGUAAAAUUGGAUCCAUGAAUAAGAUCAGGCGCCGUAAGCAGUCCAAUGAGAUUCCUGCUGAAAUCACCAAACCAAAUGGGGGCAAUUUACUUGCUAAUGAUCGUAACAAGUACAAGUCGAUGUGGAUCCGCACACAUUCUACCCUAUGGAUGAUUGGGGCUUUUGUCCUCACCAUCUACAUGGGUCAUCUAUAUAUUUGUGCCAUGGUGAUUCUGAUCCAAAUUCUGAUGGCAAAGGAGCUGUUUAAUCUGUUAAGGAAGGUUCGAGAGGAUCGAGAUCUUCCUGGUUUUCGGCUAUUAAAUUGGCACUUUUUCUUCACUGCAAUGCUGUUUGUCUAUGGUCGAUUUCUCAGUCAGCGACUUGUAAAUACUGUCACUUCAGACAAAGUAUUGUUUAAGCUUGUUGGAUUUCUUACAAAGUACCAUAUGGUUAUUUGUUAUUUCCUGUAUAUUGCAGGUUUUGUGUGGUUUAUUCUCUCUCUGAAGAAGAAGAUGUACAAGUAUCAAUUUGGCCAGUUUGCAUGGACGCACAUGAUACUUAUUGUGGUGUUCACGCAAUCAUCAUUUACUGUGGCCAACAUCUUUGAAGGAAUGUUUUGGUUCCUUCUUCCUGCCUCACUUAUAGUCAUAAAUGACAUUGCUGCUUAUCUAUUUGGGUUUUUCUUUGGGAAAACUCCUUUGAUUAAGCUUUCUCCCAAGAAAACUUGGGAAGGUUUUAUUGGGGCUUCCGUUACGACCAUCAUUUCAGCAUUUUUGCUUGCAAAUGUCAUGGGUCGGUUUGAGUGGUUAACAUGUCCAAGAGAGGAUCUAUCUACUGGUUGGCUCCACUGUGAUCCUGGACCACUGUUUAAGCCGGAGUAUUACCACUUGCCAGGAUUGAUUGCAAAUUGGCUCCCUUGGAAGGAUAUUCCUGUCAUGCCUGUUCAAUGGCAUGCUUUAUUUCUAGGCCUAUUCUCAUCAAUCAUAGCGCCUUUUGGAGGAUUUUUUGCUAGCGGGUUUAAAAGAGCCUUCAAGAUCAAGGACUUUGGUGAUAGCAUCCCUGGACAUGGUGGAAUCACCGACAGAAUGGAUUGUCAGAUGGUAAUGGCCGUCUUUGCAUAUAUCUACCAUCAGUCCUUUGUGAAGUCACAAAGUUUAUCAAUUGAUACUAUCUUGGAUCAGAUUUUGAUGAACCUUACAUUUGAGGAGCAGCUAAAUUUAUAUCGGAAGAUUGGAGAAAUCUUGCAACAGAAAAGUAUUGGACAAUCUUAGAUCCACUCUGGAAAGAUGCUUUUGAGCUCAGGAGAGCAUUUCGUAAUGUGCUUUCUGUGUGAGCAUUUCGUACUAGGCCAUGGAAUCUCUUUGACAGCUUUGCUGGAUUAUGUUGCCUUUGUCCUUUUCUUGAUUGACAUGUAACUUCAUUUGGAGAUCUGCGGGAAAAGCUAUUGGUGAUUAGUGAACUGCUAUCUCAAUUCUCAAGUCAUGAAUAUAUCAAAGGGCUGGUAUUUGUCGAAAUGGGCAACGUCUAGAGGGCUUCUUGGCUGGCCUGCCUCUUUGAAAACAAAUAUGAUAUUGGUGGCAAUUGCACUGUACAUGUGGGAGGAGUUAGGAUUAAUUUUUAUCAUUGUACACUAGUGUAUCAUAAUCUUUUUUUUGAAAUGUCGAAACAAACUUUAUUUGAAAGUUUUCUGGUAUUUUCUUUCAUUUAGUUUCAACGUUUAGGGUCUUCAUUACUUUGAUGAACUUUUCUAAAACUCGCAACGCCACUCUUUAGCCAUUGUUGAUGCAGCUUUACCUUGUAUCCUGUCUAUGAUUAUAAAAAUUUUGAGAUGUACAUUCUUCAAUUUGAUCGUGUUUGUACCAAAAACUGCCAAGCUCAUAAAUAGUUGCAACCUAAGCUUUGAGA
Molecule: messenger RNA, 2387 nt
Organism: Chenopodium quinoa (quinoa)
Lineage: Eukaryota; Viridiplantae; Streptophyta; Magnoliopsida; Caryophyllales; Amaranthaceae
Product: phosphatidate cytidylyltransferase 1-like
Exons: 13
Coding region: 518-1753 (411 amino acids)
Cellular component (GO): endoplasmic reticulum membrane
Molecular function (GO): phosphatidate cytidylyltransferase activity
Source: RefSeq, a predicted model, not a curated record